ACACACAUUUUCCCCCAGUUCCGAUCUCAAUAAGUUAUUGCAAAAUUCCACGAAAUUAUAGAGUUAACGUUAACAAGCAUUAGUGAACACAAGACAAGCAACAAUUCGAAAAUGUCAGAAACAUCGAGCGAAUCAGAUAAUUUAGAUUUAGAAAGUGCGACAACGAUUUUGAACGAUAUUAAGAUAUCCUCCAGCGCUACAGCGGAGGUAACACAAGUAAAAGAACAACAGCAGGAGGUGGAGGCGCUACGAGCAGACCAAACAUUUGUCAAGCAACCCAUGGCGCAGACGGCUAACCAUGAUCCCUUUCCGUCUUUGGACACCUUGAAACUGCGUACUCAGAAGCUGUCUGCCCGUCUCCAGCAGGCGCAAACUGAGAUGUCUAGUCAGAGCUCAGACUCUGCGACCAUCGAGCACAGAGCCAAGCAAUUUAUGCGGAUUUAUGUGCCGUCGCCGUCUCUGACAUCGUCGACAAAAAAGGAACAGCGACCCCAACCAAUAUUACACCAACACUCUCCCACUCCGAUCCAAGCAGCACCGCAACGACAGUUAGCUAACAACUUAAUUGGUUUCGGAGUGCAGCAUCAGCAACAUCAGCAUCAGCGAGCCGCUCCUGUUGUACCAAUGUCCAUGAUACCGAUGCAGCAUUUCCCCUAUCCUGUACAAUCACAGAACUAUGCAUUGACCAUGUCAUUGGCGACCCAGAUGCAGUUACAAAGAUCCACAUUGGCAGCAUCCGCGGCACUACCCCAAGCGCAGCGCAGGCCCAAAAAAAAUAAAAAGGCGCUAUCUGGCGAGAUUACGGCCUUAAUAGAGCUCGUGCAAACAUUAGCCACCAUUAGUCCCGAGGUGAAUGCACGUGCCCAACUCCUUAUUAAUCAAAAUAAGGUGCUCUCCCAGCUGGACUGGCCCAACACAGGCGCAAAUGCAGCACCACAAUCGGCAGUGCCGCCUGCACGCUUAUAUGGCAAUACGUUGCCUGGCCAGCCAGGACAAGCAACUUUGAACCCAAUGCGACGCAUCGACGGCGGCAGCGAACAGCCGCAGAGACAGAUACUGCCCCAACAAGCCCAUGUUAAGCAGCAUCCGCAGCACCAUCAGCAUUAUCAACAGCACCACAAUGGGAGACGUUCCCGUCGUGAAUCAGAACGUUCCAGCACAAGUAACAGCAGUGCGCUCCCUGUGGAUGGAUCGGCAGCUUCUCAGUCGCCUCGCAAGCGUAAACGCAACCGUAAAAAUCGUGACAGUGGUGUUCAAAAGAAUACGCCACGUACUUUGGCCACCGAAUUGGAGUCUAUGCGCGCCUAUAUCAACAGGAUUGUGCAGAAUUAUGCUGGCGCUGAGCAGCUACUGCCACGUGAACUGCUUUUCACUGGGGACUUUAGCGAUCUUGAGGAAUAUGCACAGCGCCUUGUGGCGGCUGGCUAUGGACGCAUAGUCGAGGACGAGAUUCGUGUGAAUCGUAAGAAUAAUCGCCACGCGUUCAUUACAAUGUCCAACGACCGUGAGACAUUGGAACGCGAUGGUAUUGUCUUAUUGCCGGUUGCACGACGCUAUGCGUUCGAAGGAGACACCGUGCGCGCUUUUGUGCUUAAUGUUGGAGCUUCUGUAUCUAAGUUGACGGAAGGAUCGGGUACAAUAACUGGUGGCAACACUUCUCUAUCUCUGGCUGAAGAUGAGGAGCUGUCUGAUGAGACGGAAUCACAGGACUCGGAUGCAGACAAUGUGGCAGUCAUAACGUCAGAUAACUGUCCGAAGGCUUUCGUCAUAUCAAUUAUCAAGCAAACGGAACUGCGUCAAAUAGUCGGCACCAUAUCCUUCACCAAUCCCACAAAGCUCAGCAACGAUAAUCUUUUUUACAAGUUCCGUCCCCACGACUUGCGCGUGCCGAUGGUCUACGUAGCACAAGAGAGCUGCGCCAAGCACAUCGGCACCAAACAGCCAGAGGAAGUCUGCGGAUUGCUCUAUCUGGCGCAUAUUCUUGAGACGGACUGCAAUGGCCAUUGUAUUGCAGAGCUGCUGCAGCCGGUGGGUCGAGUUGGCAACCUCGAGGAUGAAAAAAAGGCUAUACUCAUUCAUAACGGCCUUCGGGACAUUGUGCCCUUUGAAGAGCGCUUUAAUGAGAUGUUUGCGAAGCCAGGGCCACCGCCAAAUGAAAAAGACUUAAAAGGGCGUGAGGAUUUGCGUAAAAACUGCAUUUUCACCAUUGAUCCGCUAACAGCGCGCGAUCUGGACGAUGCGCUCUCCAUUGAAAAAAAAGGUGACAAUUGCUUCGAGGUUGGUGUGCACAUUUCGGAUGUCUCGCACUACUUGCCGGAGGACAGCGAGCUAGAUAACAUAGUGAAGCAACGCUCCACAUCCAUUUAUUUGGCCAAUGAAGUUAUACACAUGUUGCCUCAGCCACUGUGCUUGCGCUGUUCGUUACUGCCGGGGGAGGAUAAGUACACCUUCUCCGUGUUUUGGCAGCUGAAUGGAAAUGGAGAGAUGCUCAACAAGCCGCGCUUUACGCGCAGCAUUAUCAACUCUUGUACACAAUUUGCGUACGAGCAUGCUCAGAAAUUUAUCGAUAAUCCUCGCGAGGACUUCAACGACGACGAAUUUCCAACCAUCCUGAAUGGCUUCGGCGUCCAGGAUGUGAUGAAUCGUGUUCUCUGGCUGCACGGCAUAGCGAGCAACAUGCGCAAGCAACGUUUCGUGAACGGCGCACUCACCAUAAACAACGCCAAGUUACGCUUUACACUCGAUCCGAUCAGUGGUGAGCCGGAAGGUUUCGAGGUGGAGCAACAACGCGAGGCUAAUCGCAUGAUUGAGGAAUUUAUGCUGCUGGCAAAUCAGGCGGUUGCUCGUUUCAUCCACGACCGAUUCCCAAACAUUGCCGUGCUCCGAAACCAUGCGCCGCCACUAACGAAAUCAAUGAAGGCACUGCGCGAAAAGCUCCUGCCUCUGGGCUAUGACUUGGACUAUAGUUCAUCGAAGGCGGUGCAGGAGAGUAUGGUGCGGAUUUGUAGCAUGGCUCCCGAUCCAGUGGCAAUGAGCGCGUGUCUCAGUCAACUGCUGAUGAAGCCAAUGGCGCGCGCCAAAUACUUUUGCAGCGAUGGUAAAACGGAUGAGGCCGACCUUUGGCAUUAUGCACUGUCCAUACCCAUUUAUACCCAUUUCACAAGCCCCAUUCGACGCUAUCCGGAUAUCUUGGUGCAUCGACUGCUAGCUGCCGCACUGAACUAUUGCCCAGCGCCUAUGCGUACUCCAGAUGAGCUGAGUGCGCUUACGAAAACUGCCAACGAGCGCAAAUAUAAUGCCAAGUCGGCUGGUGAUGAUUCAAGCAAUUUGUACUUCAAGCGCUAUGUGAAGAACAAACAGAUAAUAUAUAUGCGAGCAGUAGUGAUUGAAAUUUUCCAGCACAUGCUAAACGUCGUCACACUUGAAUCGGGUCAUGUGGUUGCCAUCAAAUACAAGAUGCAAAAAUUGGUUGUGGAUACUCAGAAUGCGCCGAACUUUAUUCUGAUAUCAGAACGUAACUCGAAGAUGCCCCCAGCCAAGGUCCAGCUGCUCUCAGUUGUGACCAUUCGCUUGACCAUAUGGGACAAUAAGCUUACCGGCUUUCUCGUUGAUUCUCGGACACGCAGACACGGAGCACAGAACGAGGUGGGGAAAUGGCGAGCCAGCAGCGAACAGCCAAGUGCUGGUGCAGCAUCCUAUACCAACACUAGCGCCAUUACCAAAACAAACCAACAGAAGCAGCAAGCAUCUCACAGCAAAGGCAAUAGCAACAGCAACAGCAACAAAAACACUGCCAGCACCAACCACUUCCAUGGUAGAAUAAUAACACAGAGCAAUAAUAACGUCAACAAUAAUAGCAAUAACAGCCACACUACACAAUCACACGGACACAAACAACGCGUCUUCGCCAUGCGACAGGACAGUUUAUAACCGCAAAACGUUCAAAUUUUUGUUCAAUGGGCACACGCUGAUCUGAGCUCUAUUUUUAUCAUGUUGUAUCAGCAUUGUCAAUGAAAUUGACUUCAUUGGAUGCCUGCACAUCCUACCCGCUAAUGUUUCUCUAAAUUUCGUACGUUUAAUUUUCAAAAGAAAAAGUCACUGCUCUGCACAUGCGAGUAACAUUUGAAUACUUUUUGGCACAGCUUAAAAAUUUAUUCUGUGAUGCAUAAUCUAAUUUUAAGAUAUAACUGCGGGUAUUUUGUAUAAUAAUGCAAGUAAUAUGCGCAAAGCAUCAAAA
Messenger RNA from Scaptodrosophila lebanonensis, 4237 nucleotides. RefSeq names its product DIS3-like exonuclease 2 (gene Dis3l2). Gene Ontology annotation, biological process: mRNA catabolic process; miRNA catabolic process. Gene Ontology annotation, molecular function: RNA binding; 3'-5'-RNA exonuclease activity. Gene Ontology annotation, cellular component: P-body; exosome (RNase complex). Lineage: Eukaryota; Metazoa; Arthropoda; Insecta; Diptera; Drosophilidae. Bases 112 to 3930 code for a protein of 1272 amino acids. The record is from RefSeq and is a predicted model, not a curated record. The transcript is spliced from 4 exons.